This is a messenger RNA of Phyllostomus discolor (pale spear-nosed bat), 765 nucleotides long. It is a transcript of the gene SNRNP27, whose product is annotated as small nuclear ribonucleoprotein U4/U6.U5 subunit 27. Gene Ontology annotation, cellular component: precatalytic spliceosome. Gene Ontology annotation, biological process: RNA splicing. The record is from RefSeq and is a predicted model, not a curated record. Lineage: Eukaryota; Metazoa; Chordata; Mammalia; Chiroptera; Phyllostomidae.
AUGGGUGGCAGCCGCCGCCGCAGCUGCUCCCUGCAAAGGGAGCAUAGGCAGUCCCAGUCCACCCCCAGGGAGAGAGAACACAGGUGCCAAGGAAGGUCCUGGUCCCAGGAGAGAGAUUGGAGAAGGAACUGCUCUCAAUCCCAGCACAGUAUACACUCCAGGUCCCCAACGUUACAUAGAUCCACAUCUCCUUCCCCUUCUCUACUGAAAGAAAGAAGAGAUGAGGAAAAGAAAGCAAAAGAAACGAAGAGCUAAGAAUGUCAGAAUACUAAGGAACACUUGGAGGGCAAAACAGAGGAAGAAAUAGAAAUGAUGCAGCUAAUGGGGUUUGCCUCCUUUGACUCCACAAAAGGAAAAAAGGUGGAUGGCUCUGUAAAUGCCUGUGCCAUAAAUGUGUCUCAGAAGAGGAAGUACAGGCAAUACAUGAAUCGAAAAGGUGGAUUCAACAGACCUUUGGAUUUCAUGAGAAUUGAAAUGUUGAAGAAUGAUUUUCCCCUCAUUAUAAUCAGAAGAGUGGAUGUUAUUUUUAUAUUUCAUAGUCAUUGAAACAGGAUCACAAUCUUUCCUCCUCGUAAAGUAAGAAAAUUUUAUUCAUGAUGUGUGCAGUUCACUUAUCUUGCCUCAGAAGAAGAAAGGUUAAAUAAUUACAUUUUUUUCUUUUAGGAAAUAUCACUUGGGACGGUCAUUAACCCCAUUAUUUUUUUGUUCUUAUUCUUGUGGAAGCUGUAUAUGUUUUCUUUCUGGAUGCUCAUUAGGACUUUUUUA